AUGGCCGUGUUGAUCCCGGAGUCAUCUCAGUUGCGUCGCAUCCGAACAUCCCCUAUGCUGGCCAGGGCACAAUUGAAGGCUAAGCCCAUCUUGUGUCCGCAAGCAGACGGUUCUGACGGUUCGUCUGGUUUUUCACCAGGCACACAUAUGGCAGGACAAUCCGCCAGUCUGAUGUCCCGUGCCUCCCAGCCGUUGCAGGUUCCGCCGUUCGCUUUAGACAUCAUUCGUUCACUGCCUGUUGAAUUUCAAGCCAACCCGGUUCGCAUUGUUCAAGGUGUCUUGGUUCGUUCUUGGUUGCUGCACCAUGUUACUUUUCCACGAUCCUUGAACCCUAGGCAGGCAGUAUUGAGAGGACCUCCACACCUGUGGAGAGCCCAACUACUCCAGGCUUGGUUUGGUGACAAUGUUCCGCAAGAGGAAAUCUCCAUUGACCUGGUUGUACCGUCCCCCCCACGAAAUUGGCAUGAGACCCACCUGCUGUUCGAUGUGAUUUUGGCACAAGGUGUUGCUUCAGGACGCAAAUCAUGUCUUGUUACGAUUUCACCCACCUUCCAGCAUCCAGCCAUUCACAUGUACUCCACAGCAGUAUCCUUUGCGCAGGUUAUCAGUGGACAAGAUGUUGUGACCGACUCUGAUAUUCAAGACUUGUGCAAUUUGCAUGACUGCUUGAUUUUUCAGGACCAAGUGUUUCUGCCCAUUGAUUUUACCCGCAAUUUUCCUGUCCAGCCUGGAGCCGGAUUUGUGGUCUACGUAAACACGAGGCAGGACACCGCAGCCACUGCAAUUGAGCAGCCUACCGAAGUUUUGGAUCCUGCCCCUGAACCGGAUCAACCUGAUGCUGAAAUGACCGACCAGGUGCAACAAGGCAGUGCUGCCUCCACUCAGCACUCCCCUGCUGUCACUGCUAGUCGAGGGUUAGAUGUUACACCUCGACGUCGCAUCACGUUGUAUCGUCUCAAUCGUGUCCCAGUCGUCGCUUGGGUUCGUCUCUCGAGAUUCUCAAUGCUGCUUCAGGACAUUUUGGAGAUCAUGGCCAUCCCACCCGAUGAGUUAGUUGCGGUUCAUCGCAUUCAUGCCAAGCCGGUAGGAGAGCCCAAACAUGAAACCAGUUUCAUUGUGCAGCAUCAGGGAGAUGUCCAACCGGGAUCGGCGGAUCAAUUAAUCCUGUUGGAUGUUGCGUUCCAUCAGCAUGGCUCGGCUACGUACCCAAUCGCGCCUGUUCAUUUUGACCGUCGAGUGUUGCGUAUCCCUUCUGUUGCCACCAGGCUUGGUUUGCUUGAGCUUGCCAGGGUUGCACAAUAUUGCGAGUUUCGUCAUCAUGCCUGUAUCGUCAUGAUUGAUCACGUUAUUUGGCAGUCACAACAUGCUGGAGUGCGUUUCCUGCCGCAUGGUACGUACGGUCGGAUUCAUGUACCCCCACCACAAGUUGCAGGAGCUGAGACAUGCCGAGCUGUCUCUUUGGUCGAGACGAUUGGAGAUCCUCAGCCGCCAACCUUUGAACAGGUAUAUCCUCUUCUGCCUACCCAUACCUCAUCCAAUAUGCGUGCAGAAGAUUAUGAUGAGCCCCCGCCACAGGACUGCCUUGGUGACGCCAUUUGCAAUGCCUCGGGCUCUGUUCAUCAGCACCGUAUUGAUGAUGCUCACCAUGCACAACCGCCAAGUUUCGAGGCUUCCACCCCGGCGCAAGCUGCACCAGUGUUUCCCAAUGCACCCCAUUGGCAUGACUUUGAACUCAGCCUGCGCAUUUUGUUUGAGGACCACAGCCAUGUUGAGUUGCCGGAAGAAGGUCCUGUCUUGCAUGUCAUCACCUGGUUUGUACAUCAUGACAGAUCGCCGUCAUGCCUUGUUGGUAGGUUCAUCCGUCUAUCCAACCGACCGUGGGAGUGGCUUCAGCAGCUUUGUAUGCCCUGGUUACCUAUGUUGCAGCCGUUUACGGAUCUUGAUUUCCAUAUUGUGCGCCCGACACCUGUCUCCCAUAUUCCAGGUCAGCAAGCUGUCCAUGUGAUUUUGGAACAGGGCAUUCAGAUUGCACGUCGUAUCGCUCUGUUCUCGGUUUUGUUUCAUGGUAUCCAUGGUGAUCUCACGCACCGUAGAGCCCAGUCCGUCCCAACUCAUCUGUCCCGUGAAGUGAUUGAGCGCAUUCUUAACAUUGGGGAAUUGUGCCGUCAACGACGUUGCACGGCAUGGGCAGGUCGCAUGCAAUUUCAUCGAUCGCGUCUGGAACAGAUUUCACAAGGCCUUGGAAUUUCCUUCACGGUCACGCCCUUUCGUAAUCGUUUUGCGCAGGUUGAUGAUGACGGCUUUCCUAUUCCCGACACUGCGUCUUCCUCGCAUAUUCCUGCCAGGAUGUCCUUUCGGCCAGAGGAUGCUUCUUUGUAUCCGAAUGCGUGUUGGGCUGCUAAUGACGUAGGUCCCUGCAUUGAACAUGCCCCUUCCAGACUGGUGCCAGAGCUUCGAGUCAUUUGGGAAAGGUAUUUAGUUACCGCCACUGCUCGACCGUUUCGUUUCUACGUUGAAACAUGGUACUGUGACCAUGAUAGAUUUCCUCGCACUGAUCGUGGUCGUGAAGUUCAACUUCCACCUGACCAAGACUCGUGGCGGGAUGCCCUACUGACCAAGUGGCAAGAUCUCAUCGACCCCAGUGCAGAGGUCUUUAUAUACGUGGUUAACCCUCAGCCGUUUGGUGGCCCCACGGACAUCCUUGCGCAUGUUAUUCUGGCUCAGCAUCAGCAUCGUGGAUUCAUUUCAUCAUUGAUCACCACACUUGCGCCCGGUGAUGAUCCAUAUGAUCCUCCUCGUGUUGCCUUGAAGUUGCCUGCGGUAGUGGACAAAGGCCUGCUGUUGCAAGAGAGUGGACUACUUCAUUUUUGCCCGCCGUUCAUUCCAUUGAACACUUGUGCAGCCUUUUAUGGUGACCAACCGGUCUUGCAGGAUGUCCUUCGGGAUGCACAAUCUGGUGAUGGAUUUCUGUGUACCGUUGAUCCGGCAGCCACUGUAGCAAUUGGCACUGCUUCUUAUGAUCGCCACCCCAGCCAUGUGCAAUGGCUUUUUCAACACCUGGCCACACUUAUUACUGCAGUUGUCACAGCUAUCGAUCGAGCGGUUGAAGCCCAAGCUGGUUGGGUCCAAUCCAAUGCAUGUCUUGCCAAUGAAAUUUCAGCAGUCCAACUUGAGUGCAUUGAACUCCAGCGGGAGCAAGAAGCCUGUGCAGGGACCACAUUUGCUGCGGGUGACGACCCUGUCUGCCGUAGGAUCAAGACAUCGGAAGUCCCCUUUUCGCAGUCCACUUCUGUAAAGGCCCACAACUGUUUGCGUCUUUCUGAUCAUGCAGGCUGUUCUAGGGUUUUGUUGAGUCCAGAGUUUGAAGCCUGGCUUGGCAAAUCUGUUCGUGCAGCUGUUGGCCCCCUGAGGGUUACAGUUUGGUUCUCGGAUCAUUUGCGCCCACAUGACUGCCUUGGUUCAGCACUGGCCAUGCUCGAUGUUUCGGAUGGUUCAUGGCUUGAGGUCCUUACCCAACCAUGGCUCUCUUGCAUUGACAGGGGAUCCAAUCUCAAGGUUUUGCUUGUCCAGCCGCGAGGUCUGCCUCUUGGAGAUGCGUCGGAUGCACAUGUCAUGUUGUUGCAAAACCCUAUUCCGGAUCUUGCGUCUGUUUUGUUUGUGCUGCAGGAUGUUGCCGUUGCCCCUCCUCGCAUUAAGCUUAGUGUUGCGGUUGUGGCUGAACCCAUCACACCAGCGACUCUCGCUUUCGCGUUGCAUCAGCACCGGGGCUUAGGCGUUAGUGCCCUGGCUGGGGAUUGCACCUUCACAUGGGGUGCUGGGCCUGUCCCCCCUGUAGGUCCUCCGGGUGUGCACCAUGCCGAAUGUUUCGGAAUUACCCUCAGUCAUUCCGUAGACUCAUGGGUUGGACUUACUGAUACUCAGUUUGCUCACCUGCUCAAAGCCUCAUUUUUGGCCCCAGAGCCAGUGCCUGAACCUCGCACUGGUAAGCCUGUGAGACUGUCUUUGCAAGCAGUUGUGCUUGUUGCGUCCGACAGACCAUCGGCACGCCAGUUUGACGAUGCACUGCCUACCAUUUCCAUGUUCGAACACCCGGAUUGGAGAGCGCGCAUUUUUGAUCAACCACUGCCUCAGCUCUUGCCAUUGCCAGAGGGUUUUACGAUUCCCCCUGCCACGUAUUGGGCCUUGGUUGACGACACCCCGUUAGACCCGGAUCGUCCAUCAUGGGUCAACCGUGACUCCGAAGUCUUGCAACCCUCCGUAGACCCCUGCAAAUGUGAGCUUAAGGUCAUCUCUCUUAAUGUUCUGGCACUCGACUCACUUACCCAGCAGGUUCACAUUGGUAGACAACGAGGCCAAAGAACUGCACGUCUUGACCUGUUAUGGCAUCAAGAGCAAGCGCAUAUCAUUGGACUUCAAGAAGCCAGAACUCUUCCUGGCAAACAUGUGACUGACCAUUUUCUCAUUUUCGCUUCUGGCUUUGAAGACUCUUCAGCCCCGAGAUUCGGUUGUGAGAUUUGGUUACAUCGUACUCGUCCUUUUGUGGUUCUCCCGGACGGGUCCCAUGUUUGCGCUCAGGACUUCAAGUUUGCAGUUGUUCACGCUGACCCUCGUAGAUUACUCUUACGUGCUGACCAUCCCUCUUGCUCAUUCACUGUCUCAGUUUUGCAUGUCCCUUGCCUAGGAAAGACCAAAGGUAACGGUCAUCGUCCCAUUGACGAUAUUGAGAACUGGUGGCAGGAAACUUCUCGCAUUUUUGAUGGUUGUGCGCCCACAACUUACCAUUGGGUUUGUGUCGAUGCAAAUGCACCGUUGGCUUCGCAAGCGACUCCCUGCUUUGAUCUUGCUCAUGCUGAACCUACUAAUCCACAGGGUACGUUGUUUGAGGAUUUCCUUCUGAGGCAUAGUUUGGCUGUUCCCGCCACUUUUUCACACUUGCAUUCAAGGGACUCAUGGACAUGGACCCACUCUUCCGGGGCUCGAUGCCGGCGGGACUACGUGCUUGUUCCUGUGUCACUUUUGCCUUGUGUGCAGGACUCUUUCACUGUGGCUUCCUAUGAUGGUUCGUUUUGCCAUGAAGAUCACAUUCCGACUGGAGUACAUUUCGCUGCAUAUCUGCCGUCAGCCACAUCCAAGAGGCGGUUGCUUUGGGACGAAAUGGCUUUUUUGGAUCCUAGUACUAUUGCCCAGUUUCAGGAUGCUCUGAGAACUUUACCACUGCCUACAUGGGAUGUCAAGGUGACCGACCAUUGCCACAUCUUUGAAGAUCAAGUAGUGCAGUUAGGUCAACAGUUUUUUGGUAAGAAAACCAGCAAGCGUGCACGUCCUCCGCUUACUGCAGCCACGGUUCAGUUGAUUGCUUUUAAGCGCCAUUUGCUGGACGUUGGACGAGCCUGGAAUCUUAUGACAGACUCAGAGUUCAAACAAGAACUGAAGCAAGUGGAAAAGGUUGUUCGCACCGCCGUCCAUUCGGACCUUGCCAAUUUCUAUGAUCAACUGCUUGUUCGUCUUCAGCAUGCCGAUCAAGCUGCAGAUGCGAAGCAAUUGUACCGCAUUCUUGACCGACUUGGGCGCAAGAAGGCCAAGCAAGGCGGUCCCCGCCCUUUGCCCAUGCUCAAAGGGCCCAACAGCGCAAAUUUGCAGUCUUUUCAACAACAGCAGCAGGUAUGGCUUAAGCAAUUUGCCGAAGUAGAAGCGGGAGUCCCUUUGACAUGGACUGCUCUAUAUGAUCUUUGUCGGCCAGGUAUUUCCAGAGUUGAUUUUGAGCUUGACCCUCAAGCCUUUGUCUCUCCGUGGCAACUGAUGCAGGCCAUCCGUAAACUGCGUCGGGGUAAGGCAUGUGGUCCCAACGGCAUGCCUCCGGAUUUGCUGAAAGCCGGUGGAUCCACCUUUGCCAUGCAACUCUCUUGCCUGACGAACAAGGUCAUUGCACACGUGCAUGAGCCAACCUCUUGGCGUGGGGGUAAGUUGAUCCCUUUGUAUAAGGGUAAAGGAAGCCCGCAUGAGCCAACUUCCUUUCGCUCAAUCUUUAUUUCUGAUUUUACAGCCAAGGUUUAUCAUGCCUGCCUGCGUAAACCUUUAGAGCAGAAUUGGUCGGCAGGAUUGCACUCCAUGCAAUUCGGAGGCAGAGCGGGAUGUGGUGUAGACCUGCCGCAUCAUUUUCUCCAGAUGCAUCAGUGCUGGGCGCGCCACUUAAAAAAGCCUGCAGCGAUUGUUUUCUUUGACAUGAAAGCGGCUUUUUACUCCGUUCUGCGGCAAGCCCUCACCUCCUGUGAGGACACUUCCAAUGCUUUUCAGUUUGCAAUGCACCAGCUUGGGCUCAGCGAUGCUGAGGUUGGAGACAUCCUACAGGCAGUAGCACAUGAGAAUGCGGUUGAGGGCGUGACCCAGCACGUUGAAAGACUUGUCCAUGAUACCAUGUCAGGCACUUACUUCACAGUCGAGGGCAUUGACUCGCCAGUUGCCACUCACAAAGGUACCAGACCCGGCGAUCCGAUUGGUGAUCUCCUCUUUAACCUCACGAUGAGUCAGAUUCUGGCAGAAAUGAAAGAUCUUGUCAUUCAAUCUGACGUUGCAGAGUGGUUUGGUGAUCCCUCUCAGUGCAGUGACUUUAGUAAGCCUGAUGAUCUGCCGGCUAAGGGGUUCGCAGAUGUCUCAUUUGUUGAUGACUGUGCAGUUGCGAUCCAUGCCGAGGAUUUGUCCCAACUGCAGACUAUUGCUCAGCAAGUAGUCUCUGCAAUGCAUGUGGCAGCUCGGCGCAGAGGGUUACAUCUCAACUUUGAUGCAGGAAAAACUGAGAUGCUGUGGCAUGUGCAAGGCCGUGGCUCCAAACAACUCAAGCAACAUUUGAUGGCCACUCACCAAACAAUCACAUGGACUGCUCAUGGAGUUGACUUUGCCUUAAGAGUUGUGCAGACGUAUAAACACCUUGGAACAUGGCUUCAAAGUGGGGGCUGUUUGCUCAAAGAAGUUCAGACCCGUGCUCAUGGAGCUAGGUCGUCCUGGGGUUCCCUCACCAGACAGUUCUUUGCCAAAAAGUACGUCUCCACUCCCACUAAGGUGAAAGUUUUUCGUGCCCUUGCUGUUUCCCGUCACAUGUUUAAUGUCCACACGUGGAGUACCAUUAAGCCUGCUGACCUUGACAAAUGGGCCAAUUCCAUUCGACAGCCCUUGUGUUCGUUAGCCAAGACUGCUACCAAGGGCUUUCCUCCGCGCUUGUUUGAUGUGGCUACUUUAGGAGGAUUGAUUGGUCUGGAGACACCUCAGGACCGCCUACAUGCUGCACGUUUGAGGUAUUUCUCACGGCUCAUUCGCCAGUGCCCGGCUUCCCUCUGGAGCCUCAUUUGUCACACUCGACAUCUUCCCGGCACAUGGGGCGCUCUGCUUGCAGACUCCUUCACAUGGUUUUGUACCUUUUAUGGGCCUGGCUGGAAGCUUGCACCAGAUGCGCCGCUUGACCAAUGGGUGCUUGCAGUUCAGACAGAUUUUGCAUGGAAAGGACGGAUUAAAUCUGCGCUGAGAAAGAGUUGUCGCUAUCGUCAAGCUAAGGCUGAACAUGCAGUGUGGCAAAAGGCCUUUGACCGCAGUUUCCAUGCUGACACAGGCCUUCCGGUCCACACCCUUGAAACCGAUGACCCUAGAUGGCAAUGCGACCAAUGUGAUAAGUGGUUUGCUUCAAAAAAGGCCUUAGCCACCCACUCGCAACGGGUGCAUGGUUAUCGCAGAUUGGUCCGUUUCUUUGCCUCAGGCGACACCUGUCCGGCUUGUUGUAAGCUUCAUCAUUGUCGCAUGCGUUUAUGCCAGCACCUUACCCACAGUACUGCUUGUAUGGAAAUUUUGCAGGCUUGUUUCUUGCCUAUGGCCGAUGCGGAAGUGGAGGCACUGGAUCGCUUGGAUGACAGCGUGACUGCAGAGCUCAAGAAACAGGGUUGGUGGCGCACAAAGGCUCUCCUUCCUGCCUGUCGAGCCUUUGGACCUAUGCUGCCGCCUGCCAAUAGUGACGCUGCCCGAGACCUCUAUGCGCGUUGUGUUGCUCGCUCUCAACCUGCAGGACAAGCGUUCACGCAAUUACAGGGUCGCAUGGUGGCAAGCGAUCCGGUUGCACCGGCACCACCUUCUCCCUGCCAGCAAAAUGCCAUCGGAUUUGUCUUUCAGUCCGAACAAGGUACCCUUGACGGAGCGGGGCUUUUCCUCCGAGAUGGGUUGCCUGCCUUGACUAUGAGGAUGAAUUUGAGAACGUUGGUUUUCGUACAUUUCUUCAGCGGUUUCCGCCGACGGCAUGACUUGCAUGACAUUUUGUCCCAUCAAAUCCUCCCUGAUGGAUUGCAGAUCUUCGCAUUAUCGGUGGAUAUGUGCCUUCAGAAGGCAGCUGGGGAUUUGGCUUCAGACGCGUCUUUGGCCUUCUGGCGUAACCAAGUUCUUUGUGGCCGCAUUUUCGGAGCAGGCGGUGGCCCGCCUUGUGAGACGUUUACAUCCGCAAGACUUUCUGAGGAUGGACCUCGGGCAGUUCGCUCGGCUGCGGAUUUGACUGGUUUGCCGUAUCUUUCGGCUCGUGAAUGGAGACAGGUUCUUAUUGGAACACGUUUGGUCCAGUUCAUUCUGGAUAUUUUGUUUUUGUUGGCAUGCACUGGAGGGUGUGGUUUUUGCGAACAUCCGCAGUUUCCAGUGUGGUGUGCUUCCAAAGCGCCGUGCAGCAUUUGGUCUUUCGAAGCCACCAAGAAGAUGCGACAAUUGCAAUGUGUGUCCAUUGUCUCCUUUGAUCAGUGUGUGCUUCACGCACCGAUUAAAAAACCAACCACUUUGCUUCUGGUUCGACUAUGGGAUUUCAGAGCAACUGUUUUGGCUGCAGGCAGAGCUGGCAGAUGCGCCCAUGGUCGGAACGCGCACGAGAAGUUGAUCGGCCGUGAUUCCCGGGGCCAGUUUAGAACCGCGCGUGGCAAAGUGUAUCCGCCCCAUAUGAAUUGGGCGCUUGGGCAUGCUAUCAGGUGUUACGUUGAGAGGACAUUUCCGAGCGCUGAGUCCCACUCCGUCACUGAUAUGCUGCCUGAGAUUUUCCAGCGCUAUGCAGAAGAGGAUUUUGUUGCCUGUGACCAGGUCCAACCGGACUUUCAUGGCUAA
Messenger RNA from Cladocopium goreaui, 9114 nucleotides. The record is from the annotation of a GenBank genome assembly. Lineage: Eukaryota; Dinophyceae; Suessiales; Symbiodiniaceae.